Messenger RNA from Perca fluviatilis (European perch), 1510 nucleotides. RefSeq names its product zinc finger protein 239-like. Gene Ontology annotation, molecular function: DNA-binding transcription repressor activity, RNA polymerase II-specific. Lineage: Eukaryota; Metazoa; Chordata; Actinopteri; Perciformes; Percidae. The coding region runs from base 17 to 892 and encodes 291 amino acids. The record is from RefSeq and is a predicted model, not a curated record. Gene Ontology annotation, biological process: negative regulation of transcription by RNA polymerase II. The transcript has 3 exons.
UCAGGACCAGAGAGGAAUGGAGGAGGACGACCAGACCCAGGAGCAGCGGAGCACCGAGGUCCCCAGAAGACCAGCAGCAGACUGGGACUCUGAUAGCAGCCAGGUUCAGAAACCGAGAGGAGGAGAAGGACCCAGACCACACGACUGUCAACGCUGUGCCAAAUCUUUCACAACAUCUGCAUAUUUAAAGCUUCAUCAGAGAGUUCACACUGGAGAGAAACCGUACAGCUGUGAUCAUUGUGGGGCAGCUUUCACACAACAGAGUAACCUAAAAAGACAUGAACGUAUUCACACGGGAGAGAAGCCGUACAGCUGUGAUCAAUGUGUGUCAGCUUUCACACAAAAGGGAUACCUUAAAUUACAUCAACGCAUGCACACUGGAGAGAAUUUACACAGCUGUGAUCAAUGUGAGGCAGCUUUCACACAGCAGUAUCACCUAAAAAUACAUCAACGCAUUCACACUGGAGAAAAACCUUUCAAUUGUGGUUUAUGUGGUAAAACCUUUUCUCAGAGUGGUCACCUUGAAAGCCACCGACGUGUUCACACUGGAGAUAAACCUUACAGCUGUGAACAAUGUGGGAAAACUUUUUCUGAGAGUUGUAACUUUAAAAAGCACCAGCGCAUUCACACUGUAGAGAAGCCGUACAGCUCUGAUCAAUGUGAGGCAGCUUCCACACGACCGAGUUACCUAAAAAACCAUCAACGCAUUCACACUAGAGAGAAGCCUUACAGCUGUGAUCAAUGUGAGGCAGCUUUCACACGACCGAGUCACCUAAAAAUACAUCAACGCAUUCACACUGGAGAGAAGCCGUACUGGUGUGUUCAAUGUGGGAAAACCUUUUCUGAGAGUGGUAACCUUAAAAAACACCAGCGCAUUCACACUGCCUCGUGAACAUGUUUUCAGAGCCAAUCUGUUUCCUCCUGCGUGCAUGUUAUGAUGGCUACGACUACAUAUUACAUUCCUUUCCUUUGAAGGUUUAGUCCUGUUAGAAGUAGGUCAAGUGCUGUUCCUCUUGAUGCUGUUUUAAUGAGAAUAAUUUUCCAUUCAUCCAGACAUCUGCUGUCAGAGCAACAGCUUGUUUCUGACAAUUGGUUCUCUAUUUGGGCUUUUGUUUUUGUACAAUGCAGGAAUUACAGUCUGCCUGAAGUGGGCUCGUGAAGGAAUAGUGUAACAGGGCUCAAUUACUUUAACCAUGUUCAUAAAACCUGCAUUUUUGAUGUCUUUGGCCCUGUUUGAAUCAGUUUGAAAUUGUUGCCUAAAUGCUGUGGGGAUCAUUCUUCAUGUGUUCGUCUAGUUCCAGUUAUUGACACACUGAGGUGAUGUCGGUGUAAAGGAGUUGACAUGUUUGUAGUAUUCCCACUGGUGUAGCCUAUUCUUGUGUAGCAGAUGUGACAUACCGUUGUUUUUAUCCACCACUCUCUUACCACCAGCCUCAUAACUUACAGAGAAACCAAAGUGGCUCCAAACACCAGAACUGUUGGUUAUUACAGUGCCUUGCGAAAGUAUUCG